UAAAAUAGCUAAAAAUGUCGUUCAAAGGCUCCAAAGUGCAAAAGGUGAUGGUUCAACCCAUCAACCUUAUCUUCCGUUACCUACAGAAUCGAUCCCGUGUGCAAGUGUGGCUGUACGAAAACACGCAUCUACGAAUAGAAGGACACAUUGUCGGUUUCGAUGAAUACAUGAAUCUGGUGCUGGACGAGGCAGAAGAAUUUAAUAUAAAGAAACAGACCCGGCGUCAACUUGGGCGUAUCAUGCUGAAAGGAGACAACAUAACACUCAUCCAGAACGUGCAAAAUUAGCCGGUGUUGUCUAGAAAUGAGUUGUGUUUGGAAGUAAAUAACCUCUAAUUUAAGCUGU
This is a messenger RNA of Anopheles marshallii, 345 nucleotides long. RefSeq names its product probable small nuclear ribonucleoprotein E (gene SmE). Gene Ontology annotation, biological process: spliceosomal snRNP assembly; mRNA splicing, via spliceosome. The record is from RefSeq and is a predicted model, not a curated record. Gene Ontology annotation, cellular component: U1 snRNP; U5 snRNP; U4/U6 x U5 tri-snRNP complex. NCBI's taxonomy places the organism in Eukaryota, Metazoa, Arthropoda, Insecta, Diptera, Culicidae. The transcript has 2 exons. Gene Ontology annotation, molecular function: RNA binding. The coding region runs from base 15 to 287 and encodes 90 amino acids.